AUGGUCUGUCCUCUGUUAGCCAUCCUCCUCCUCUCAUCAGCUACCAACCUCUUGUCAUCUGCUGCAACACUAGCAGAUAGCAUCCACAUCAACAGAGAUGCUCUGCUCUGCCUCAAGUCCCGCCUCCACAGUCCCACCGGAGCUUUGGCCACUUGGAACAACGCCACCUCACCAGAUUUCUGCACUUGGCAUGGCGUCUCAUGCACGAGGAGGCCAAGGCAAGCACCCCUCGUGAUGGCCUUGGAUAUGGAGGCGGAAGGCCUCUCCGGUGAGAUCCCACCCUGCAUCUCCAACCUCACUUCUUUGGUAAGGAUCCACUUGCCCAACAACACCCUCUCCGGCCAUAUCCCACCGGAACUUGGCCGGCUCUCUAGACUCCGGUACCUCAACCUCAGCUUCAACAUGCUGAGCGGCACCAUCCCGUUCAGCAUUGGGACGCUUCACAACCUUUCAUCUCUAGACUUAGGAAACAAUAGACUUUCUGGUGAGAUUCCACCGCUCCUUGGGAGCUCAAGGGCUCUAGAAUCCGUGAGUCUUACCAACAAUCUUCUUGACGGGAAAAUCCCACAAUCAUUGGCAAAUAGUUCCUCAUCCCUCACCACACUCUUGCUUGCGCAAAACCAGCUACAAGGAUUCAUUCCAGAUUUUGGUAAACUGUCACGCCUAGAGAUCCUUGACCUCUCCUAUAAUAACCUAUCAGGGACAGUGCCAUAUUCCAUUUACAAUCUGUCUGCGUUGUUCUUUCUUGGGCUGGCCAACAAUAAUCUUGGAGGAACGCUGCCUUCUGACAUGGGUAACACACUUCCUAAAAUUGAAAUACUGAUGAUGUCUGACAAUCAUUUCGAGGGAGACAUCCCUGCCUCACUACAAAAUGCCUCUCGCAUGAGGUUUAUCCAUCUAGGCGACAACUCUCUGACUGGGGUGAUUCCUUCCUUCAGCUCCAUGCCCAGCUUGAAGUAUGUGAUGUUGUACUCAAACCAGCUAGAGGCUGGAGACUGGACAUUCUUCUCCUCCUUGGCGAAUUGUACACAGCUCCAAAAUCUGAAUGUGGACACAAACAAUUUGCGUGGGGAUUUACCAGCAAAUUCCAUAGCGAAUCUGCCCAAAAGCUUGACCGCUCUAUCUCUAAAUUCAAACAACAUCUUAGGCACUAUUCCCAUGGAGAUUGGAAACCUGUCUAAUCUUUCCAUGCUCUAUCUUGAUACAAAUCUUUUCACGGGACCUAUACCUUCUACCAUUGGUCAGCUAAGCAACUUGAUUGUGCUUAGUCUGUCGAAAAACAAAUUUUUCGGGGAAAUACCUCCUUCCAUUGGCAUCCUAAACCAACUAGAAGAGCUUUACCUGCAAGAAAAUCAAUUGAGUGGAAGCAUACCUGAAAGUUUAGGCGGCUGCCAUAACUUGUUGGCAGUAAACCUUUCGAGUAAUACCCUCGGUGGAAUCAUAAGCGGGCACAUGUUCGCCAGGUUGAAUUCAUUGAGUUGGCUAAUUGAUUUAUCACACAACCAACUCACAAUGUCCAUACCAGUAGAGAUGGGUAGCUUGAUAAACCUUGGGUCCUUGAACAUCUCUCACAACAAUCUCACGGGAAGAAUACCGUCCACACUCGGUGCAUGUGUCCGGUUGGAAGCGCUUCGUGUAGAAGGGAACCUCCUACAAGGAAGUAUUCCACAAUCACUAUCAAACCUCAAAGGGAUCCAAGUGUUAGAUUUCUCCCAGAACAAUCUGUCUGGUACUAUCCCGGAGUUCCUUGAGACCUUCACCUCAUUGGAGUAUCUGAAUAUGUCCUUCAACAACUUGGAAGGACUAGUUCCCACGGGUGGAGUGUUUGCUAAUAAAAGUGGUGUUUUUGUCCAAGGAAACCCACACCUUUGUGCAAACAUUGCAGUAGAAGGAUUGCCUGUGUGCUUUGAUUCGGCAUCUGCAAAAAAGCACAAGUUUUUCAUUCCGAUGAUGAUAGCUCUAUCAACUCUGGUUACACUUGCUUUGAUCUUGGGUAUGUUCAAUUUUUUGUUGAAGCGAAAGUAUACAUCAUGUGAGAGAAUUGGCCAUUCAUACAUGGAGCUGAAGAGAAUAACAUAUGGUGACAUCGACAAAGCAACAAAUAGUUUUUCUCCAGCAAAUGUAGUGGGUUCCGGACAAGUCGGGACAGUUUACAAAGGUUCGUUCUACGUGGAAGACGGUACAAUUGCUAUUAAAGUAUUCAAGCUCAAUCAGCAUGGCGCAUUGGAUAGCUUCAUUGCUGAGUGCAAGGCAUUGAAACACAUCCGUCACCGGAACCUUGUGAAGGUGAUAACUGCAUGCUCAACUUAUGACCUAGUGGGAAAUGAGUUCAGGGCUCUAGUCUUUGAGUAUAUGGCAAAUGGCAGCCUUGAAAACCGACUUCAUAGCCAGGUUGGUGAUCAGAGUCUAGGGGCAGUGAUAGGCAUAUCAGUUGACAUUGCUUGUGCUCUUGAGUACCUCCAUAACCAGUGCAUCCCGCCGGUUGUUCACUGUGACCUGAAGCCAAGCAACAUACUUUUCGACCACGAUAAUACCGCGUGCGUCUCUGACUUUGGUCUAGCGAAGCUAAUUCAUGGAUGUUCAUCUGGAGGGCAGAGCAGCACAACAAGUAUAGUUGGACCAAGGGGAUCUAUUGGGUACAUACCUCCUGAGUAUGGCAUGGGCUGUGAAAUCUCGACCGAGGGAGACGUCUACAGCUAUGGCAUUGUUCUUUUGGAAAUGCUAACACGGAAACGACCUACCAAUGAAGAGUUCAGUGAUGGCAUGACGCUCCGGAAGUAUGUAGAUGCAUCGCUUUCACGAACCCAAGACAUUCUUCACCCCGGUCUUACUUCACAGACGACAGAGCAGCGUGUCGAUCAUAUCCCAAACUUGCAAGAAUACAACACACUUGCGCUGAAGGGUAUAUGUGCUCUCCGACUCCUUAGACUUGGCUUAUUAUGCUCCGCGGAAUCACCGAAGGAUCGCCCAGCGAUGCAUGAUGUCUACGGUGAAGUAACUGAAGUAAAAGAGGCAUUUUUCUCUAUGGACGACUGAAGCAAUGACCUUAUAUACAUUAUUAAGGCA
This is a messenger RNA of Triticum dicoccoides, 3066 nucleotides long. Its product is annotated as receptor kinase-like protein Xa21. The record is from RefSeq and is a predicted model, not a curated record. Lineage: Eukaryota; Viridiplantae; Streptophyta; Magnoliopsida; Poales; Poaceae. Gene Ontology annotation, molecular function: protein kinase activity; receptor serine/threonine kinase binding; ATP binding. The transcript is spliced from 2 exons. Bases 1 to 3036 code for a protein of 1011 amino acids. Gene Ontology annotation, biological process: protein phosphorylation.